This is a messenger RNA of Lindgomyces ingoldianus, 876 nucleotides long. RefSeq names its product nudix hydrolase 14. The record is from RefSeq and is a predicted model, not a curated record. Gene Ontology annotation, molecular function: ADP-glucose pyrophosphatase activity; ADP-ribose pyrophosphatase activity. The transcript has 2 exons. Gene Ontology annotation, biological process: nucleoside phosphate metabolic process; ribose phosphate metabolic process. Bases 1 to 876 code for a protein of 291 amino acids. Lineage: Eukaryota; Fungi; Ascomycota; Dothideomycetes; Pleosporales; Lindgomycetaceae.
AUGUCCACCUUCACACUGCCAGAGCCAUAUCCACCAUACAAAGUCACUUUGCCACAUGAUGUAACCGAGGACCACCUCUUGAACUUUCCAGCCUUCAAAAACUGGAUUACCACACUUCAGCACUCGCUAGACUUGCAGAAACACAAAGACCACGUCUUCCACGCAUCCCCAUACAAGCUCCGUGGUAUCAACGUCCAGUCCGCGGUCUGGUUCGGGAAAAGGCUUGGGUUCGUCAAGAUCCAGGCUACGAUCGAAGACGAUGAAAAGAACUGGCUUCCCGGGGCUGUGUUUCUGCGAGGAGGAAGCGUGGGCAUGCUUAUGAUCCUCCAACCAGAUGACGUGCCCAAGGGCACCGAGAUCGAUAAAUAUGUCAUUCUAACCGUGCAACCUCGCAUUGCUGCUGCAUCAUUUGCGUUCACAGAAAUCCCCGCAGGCAUGCUCGACGGGGAGACGUUUACCGGGGCGGCCGCAAAGGAGAUCGAGGAAGAGACGGCAUUAGUGGUUCCUCAAGACGAGCUUGAGGAUAUGACAUCCCUCGCCCUGACAGGAACAUCGACUUCCCCAUUCACGACCGAGAAAGACCGCGGAGAGGAUUUCAAAGAGAAGCUACAGAAUGCCAUGUACCCGAGCCCUGGAGCCUGCGAUGAAUUCAUCCCGCUAUUCCUGUGGCAGAAACGGGUCCCUAGGAGUUUCCUGGACGGGCUGAGGGGUAGAUGUACUGGGUUGAGGAACGAGGGAGAGAGGAUCACGCUUAAGGUGGUCAAGCUUGAAGAUCUGUGGAGGGAGGGUGCUCGAGAUGCUAAAGCACUUGCCGCUUUAGCUCUCUAUGAAGGUUUGCGAAAGGUACCCGGCAAGCUUAAGCCAAUCCACAAUUGA